This is a messenger RNA of Vigna umbellata (rice bean), 1073 nucleotides long. RefSeq names its product cryptic loci regulator. The record is from RefSeq and is a predicted model, not a curated record. NCBI's taxonomy places the organism in Eukaryota, Viridiplantae, Streptophyta, Magnoliopsida, Fabales, Fabaceae.
GAAAAGGGGCAUAUUUGAAGGAAUUCAAAAUUGAAAAGUCAAAAACCCGCGAUCUCUCCCAUUUUUCAAAAUGGAAGACGACCACCAAUGGGAGCUCUGCAACGACGACGGCUUCAUCUUCAAGCGCAAGCGCCGCCGAAUCGACGCUCCACCGCCGCCAGAGGCCGACGAAUCGGCGGCGGAAAACCUUCGGAGAGAGCGUAAGAAACAAACCCUACUCAAGCUCAAAUCGAAGUACGAGAAAGAGAUUUUUCACUGGGAAGCACUGUCGAACACCUUGCUCGCACUGCAACAACGCACCGCUCUUCACACUCCUCAACAACAACAACAGCAGCAACGUCUAAACCAAGCCCAAUCCCUCCCUUCCCCUUCUUCCUCAACCGGUUCCGCCGGUAGCUCCCUCCUCCGCGACCUCCUAUUGCAGGUGGAAGCGCAGGAAGCGAUAAUUCGUGAUGUGUCAAAUUUAUGCGACAUAGCAGAAGCUGUGUGCGUUAAGAGAGAAGAACAGUUCAAACAAACCUUGUUUGAUCUUCCAAUUUGGGUAUCACCGAAUGACCUCAUGGAAGUGCUAUGUGGUGAUGAUGACGACGAUGAUUGAAGCCGCUAUUGCUCUGCACAAUGCCACAACCGAUUUUAUUAUCUGUAAGUGUAACUCUGUAGCACAGUGAUUUCGUGUAGAUUAGGCAUUUGGCAAAAUGGUAAAUAUAUUUAUCGAUUGAUUGUGUUGUGAAGAAUAUUUUUAGGCCGAUGAAUGAUAAGAAUAUAUAUUAUGACGAGUUUUAAAAAGGGAGUGAAAGAGGGAAUGUGGGUGGUUUUGUAUAAAGUUCAUUAAUUUCUAGAAUCUAAUGCCGUUAUGAUUAGUGAUUCUCUUUUGAGUAUACGCUGAAUAUUGCUUUUGUUUAUUGUAAUGCCAUGAAUAUAUUGUACGAGGAAUUUUAUGCAGCAGUACUUCAAUUUUGUUUUGUAUAUCUAUGUACUUUAGGGUAUAUCAUCAAUACAUAUUGAGGAAGUAGUCAAACCUUUGAAAUAUAGAUACUUUUAUCAACAAAAUUUUUGAAAAAUGCAAUUUUAUU